Messenger RNA from Ostreobium quekettii, 1188 nucleotides. The record is from the annotation of a GenBank genome assembly. Lineage: Eukaryota; Viridiplantae; Chlorophyta; Ulvophyceae; Bryopsidales; Ostreobiaceae.
AUGUGCUUGCGGGACAGAAUCCCAGGAAUGCAGCCCGCUGUUCAGCAGGGCAGCCGCUUCAUGCAACAAGGUGGUCAGGUUGGUGUGGUACCUGGUCAGUUGGGAGUCAACACCAAUGCUCUGCUUCAAGGGGGAAGUUUGGGAGGCACGUCAAGCUUCAGUGUGGGCAGCCCCAGCAGCACCCGCAGCGGCAUGCAUGGAACGACCCUCUCCUCUCUUCAGGGUUCCCCUGGUGGCCCUUUUUCUCAAGGGUGGCGAAUGGCCAACGUGGCAAGCCCCGUUACCAGCCCUACCCUUGCCAGCAUGGACAGCCCGCUGGCCAUCGGCAUGGGCAUCGGCAACAGCCUGCAAGGCCUGACUUCCACUGGCCUUCAGUACCACAUGCAGAGCGGCCUCACAGGGUCGCUCGGCAGUGGUCAUCUGACAGGUGGCACCAGUUCCAAUAUGGGUCCUGUCAUCAAGGGCGACCAAGGUGGCCAGAUGGCACUCAUGUCUGGUCUGGGACUCCAAGGCAAUGGUGCCACAAAUUUGGGAACACUGGGUGGAGUGGGAAUGGGUGGGCCACUGAAUGGUGGUCUGGGGGGUGCUGGCCAGGGCACCAUGCUUCAGCAGCAGAUUGCACAGGCUAAUGCGGUCAAUGCAGUUAAUGCAGCCAUUGCCCAACACCAGCAGCAACAGCAGCAACAACAGCAGCAGCGCCUGGUGGCUGCACAGCAGGCAGCACUCCAGCAGUCGGCCAGCCUUGGAAGGAAUGUGCUGUCUGGGGCUGCUGGCUUGGGUCUUGCACCUGGCCAGAUGAGCUUGAUCCAGUCAGAUGUGGGCGUUGGAUUGGGUAAAGAAGACAUCAUGCUGCCCCCCGAUGCCGCUGCUACCCUUUAUGUUGAUGGCAUACCGGCUGACAUCACAAGACGCGAAUUUGCCCAUGUCUUCCGCCCCUUCGAUGGGUACAAGGGUUCCAGAGUCGUGAUAAAGGAGAGGGAGAAUGGCAAGUCGAUGCAGGUGUACGGCUUCGUGGACUUCAACACUCCACAGGAGGCUGCCUAUGCCAAGCAGCAGCUGCAGGGGUACCCCAUGGACUUGGAGGAAGAGACUACCAACUGCCUGAACAUAUCAUAUGCCCGGCCAUUGCGCAACCCCAACGUCGUGGGCAGGAAGGGCCACAAGGCAAGAGCGACGAAAGCCAUCUGA